Colletotrichum lupini is the source of this 2256-nucleotide messenger RNA. Its product is annotated as major facilitator superfamily transporter. Gene Ontology annotation, molecular function: transmembrane transporter activity; phosphopantetheine binding. The record is from RefSeq and is a predicted model, not a curated record. Gene Ontology annotation, biological process: transmembrane transport. The coding region runs from base 1 to 2256 and encodes 751 amino acids. The transcript has 7 exons. Gene Ontology annotation, cellular component: membrane. Lineage: Eukaryota; Fungi; Ascomycota; Sordariomycetes; Glomerellales; Glomerellaceae.
AUGAGAAGUCCCGUCAACAUGGCGACAAACGAGGACCAGAACAAGGCCCCGGUAGACCAAGUCGAACACGCACCCGCCCACCAAGAAACGGCAACCCACCGCCGCGAUGCCGCCGCAGAGCUACUGGGCAAAUCAGGCGCCUCGCCAGAGGACCGCGUCGUGGUCACGCCCGCAGACAACGCCCGCGUCCUGCGCAAGAUCGACCUCGUCAUCCUUCCCCUGAUGCUCUUCGUCUACUUCCUCCAGGGCAUCGACAAGUCCACCCUCGCCUACGCCUCCGUCUUUGGCCUCAUCGAAGAUACCGGGCUCGUCGGGGACCAAUACUCGUGGCUCGGGUCCGUCGUGUACCUCGCUCAACUGGUGAUGCAAUUUCCGCUCGCAUGGCUGCUGGUCAAGUUGCCCGUUGGCAAAUUCACCAGCUGUAUGGUUGCCUUUUGGGGCAUCACUCUUUCUUGCAUGGCGGCGGCGCAUAACUUUGGUGGGCUUUUGGCUGCAAGACUCUUUCUUGGGGCGUUCGAGUCCAGUGUUGCACCGGCGUUUGUGGGUAUUACGCAAAUGUGGUGGCGGCGACGUGAGCAGACGCUGAGAAUUAGCUACUGGUAUGCCAUGAACGGCUUCACCAACAUGUUUGGUAGUCUCAUUACCUACGGCCUUGGACACAUCUCUUCUCCCCUCAAGGAGUACCAGAUCAUUUUCAUCUUUUUCGGUAUCAUCACUGUGGUCUUUUCCGUUAUCAUGUUUCUCUACAUGCCCGAUUCUCCCGUCGAGGCCAAGUUCCUCAACGAUCAUGAUAAGCUUAUUGCCAUUGAGCGUCUCCGGAUGAACCAACAGGGUGUCAUGUCCCGUGAGUGGCGAUGGGAUCAUUUCAAGGAGAGCAUGUUGGAUAUCAAGACGUGGUGCUGGUUCUCACUCGUCUUUUCCAUCUCGAUCCCGUCUGGUGGAAUCUCCACAUUCGGACCUCUUAUCAUCAAGUCCUUUGGCUUUGACUCCUUCCAGACCAUCCUCUUCAACAUUCCCUUUGGCUUCGUCCAGCUCGUCGCCACAGUCGGAGGCUCGUGGAUAGCUACCAAGAUCCAUAAGAAGGGCCCAGUAAUUGCCGGGCUUUGCGUCCCGCCCAUUGCUGGCUGCGUCAUGUUAAUGGUCCUUCCCACCAGCGGUCAGCAAGCGGCUCGACUAGUGGGAUACUAUCUCAUCUCUGUCUACCCGGGAAUCACACCCCUCAUCUACUCCUGGUCAGCCGCAAACACAGCCGGCGACACCAAGCGAAAGUGCACAUCUGCCGUCCUCUUCAUUGGCCAAUCAGUUGGCAACGUCGUUGGGCCGUUGCUCUACAAGCCUGCUGAAGCACCCAGAUACACCCGCGGCCUGACGUCCAAUCUCGUUCUCUACUGUGUCAUUGUCGUGCUUGUCGUCCUCGUCAGCCUCUAUCUCGCCUUCCUCAACCGCUCGCACAGCAAGCGCCGUGUGGCCAUGGGAAAGAGCGCCGUCAUCAUCGAUACCAGUUUGUUCUCCGCGGCCGAGGCUGAGAAGGCCAAGCAAGAGCAGGCUGCGCAGAUAGCUGGGGAUAAUGGGCACGAGAUGGCUGCCGCCGGGGAGGAGCAGGCUGAGGAGAAUCAUGCCAAACAUGCCUACUGGUCUAGCAACCCCCGUCUCGGCUUGCUGAUCCUUGAGAUGGGACAGAAGCUCUCUAGCUGCGGCGGCAGCGGCAACGGCAACGCCGUGCCCGUGCGACAGCUACUCGAGGCGGCGAAGACCAUGGGCCAGGUCAAGAGCUUCCUCCUGGCCACCUUCAAGGCCAACUCACAGGCGCUCAAGUUCCUGCCCGACGCCGACAGCAUCUACGACGCGACGCUGUUCGUAGAGAUGGGCGUCGACAGCCUGGUCGCCGUCAAGAUGCGCUCGUGGUUCCUCAAGGAGCUGGGCGUAGACGUGCCGGUCAUGACGAUCCCGGGCGGUGCGUCUAUUGCGGACCUUGUUCGUCUCGUGGUCGAUAAGCUGCCGGCGGAGCUGCUGGAGCGUGUCGGUGGUCGUCCUGCCCCGGCAUUCUCGGGCGUAACGACGGAUGAGCUGGCCAAGGAGUCCACAGAGACGUCGUCCAGCAACGAGAGUGCGAGCGGGAGUGUUGAUGGGUUGGAUGCAGGUUGUAAAGCUGACACGGAUGUCUCGUCGGUGGCAAGUGUCAACGAGAAGGAUGAGAAGAAACCUGCUGUGACUAAAGUUAAUGUCGGAUCUGUUGAAGAGAUUAGUACCCAGUAG